Messenger RNA from Asterias rubens (European starfish), 1059 nucleotides. RefSeq names its product neuropeptide Y receptor type 6-like. Lineage: Eukaryota; Metazoa; Echinodermata; Asteroidea; Forcipulatida; Asteriidae. The transcript has a single exon. Gene Ontology annotation, molecular function: G protein-coupled receptor activity. The record is from RefSeq and is a predicted model, not a curated record. Gene Ontology annotation, biological process: G protein-coupled receptor signaling pathway. The coding region runs from base 1 to 1059 and encodes 352 amino acids. Gene Ontology annotation, cellular component: membrane.
AUGGAGAUAUCUACAGUUUCUGGUCCUACAAUUGAUGAACCUCAAGUUAGCUCGAACGGUGCUGCUUUUUAUGUAUAUUUGACAUUAGGCUCACUGGGAUUGAUAGGAAAUGCAUUCGUGUGUCUGGUUAUGAUAAGAUAUAGGAAUGUGUUCAACUCGUCAACUAACAAACUCAUCAUCCACCAAUCUGCAGUGGAUUUUCUGACCUGUCUAGUGUUUAUUCUGCGCCUCUGCUUGGUGAUAUCGCCAGGAAAUGUGCCCCAGAACACACUGGGUACAUUCUAUUGUAAACUUUGGUCGUCCAGCUUACCACAAUUUGCGUUGUUCAUCACAUCAAGUUACAACCUGGUUGCAAUCUCCAUUGAAAGAUAUUAUGCGACCUGUCAGCCUAUCAGACAUCGUAACCUUUUUUCAAGCCGUCGACUCAAGAUUAUCAUGGCUGCUGCCUGGAUAUGUGGUUGGGUUCCGGAGUCACACGCCGUGUUUAUAGCGCAAAGGAUCGCUGGGGAUUGUUCGUUUAUUUGGCCAAGUCCUGAAACUCAAGCUUUAGGUGGUUUCUUGGUAUUCUCCAUAGAGAUAUUCAUCCCGAUCGCAGUAAUUAUCUUUGCCUACACUAAAAUCAUCUCAGAGCUCCGUACGCGAUCCAGAGCCAGGGCUGAAGACAACAAUCAAGAUGCGAGAAACAUGCUGUCUAGAGCCAACAAGAACGUCACCAAGACAUUACUGGUAGUGGCUGUCUUCUUCGGUAUCUGUUGGACCCCUGCAAGCAUCAGCUACUUGCUGUUUAAUUUCGGUAUCAAUAGUUUUGUCAGUUACAACAGCGCGUUGCCGGCAGUCACUACCAUUGUCACGGUGAAUCUGUGCAUUAACCCGGUCAUCUACUGCUUCACAUAUGAACGCUUUCAGAAACAAGCCAAAAAGAUGAUAUGUGGUGGAUAUCAACACAAUGUCAACCGUGUGGACACCACUAGUGGAUCAACAAGGCAGGUAACAAACGCACAACACACCGCUCAGGUUUCAGUUAUUAGUGCACCGAGCAUUCCGCAUGUUGAACCUUAA